AUGACUGUGGCGGAGACUGAGGAGAACGGCCCAAGCAACAGCAGCAGGAACGCGCCAGGGGCGGGGCCAGGGGCGGGGACGCCGCCGCCGCCGCCGCCGGCGCAGGCGCAGGCGCAGGAUCAGAGACCGAAUGUCAGAUUCGAUCCGUUUGCCGGCGGCCAGCCGAAGGUGUAUCCCACGCUGCGGCUGCGACUGCGCGAGACGAUGCAGGGCGUGCCGACUGCGACUGCGACAGCGACUGCGACUGCGACAGCGACAGAGACUGACAACUGUCCGGUGCUGGUGCAGGGCCGACGGCAGGCGGGCGGCCGUUCGAGCAGCUCGUCGGGUCGCCUGGCCCGCCAGGCGGUCACCCAGCCGCGACGCGUCUCCACGCCGCCGCCGCCGCCGCCGACGCCGACGCCGACGCGUGUUGUCGAAAUGAUGUUGCCGCCGCCGUCGCCGACGCCGUCGUCGCUGCGAAUGCAGUCGCCGCAGCAAAGCUACAGCAGUCGAGGCAGCGGCAGCGGCAGCGGCGUUGGCAGCGGCAGCGGCAGCGGCGUUGGCAGCGGCAGCAGCUACUGGCUAGAAACGCAACACUUGAACGCAGCCAGCGGGCAGGUGGUGGGUCACUCGCAGUCGCUGCCGCUGCCGCUGCCGCUGCAGUCGCAGUCGCUGCUGCAGUCGGAGAGCAGUGGCGCGGCAGAGCGUCGCCUGACCUUUGACCAGUGGCUGCAGUCGAAAAAGAAACAGGAGUCGCUGCGACGCCGGCAGAGCCGACGCGAGGCGCACCGGCUGCACAGCCUGAAGCAGAUGCGCCAACAGAUGUCGGAGAAGUGCUAUGAGGAUUGGCUGCACGGCAAGCGGCGGGUGCACUGCAGCGACCGGCUGUCCGGCGCACUGGCGGAGGCGCAGCGCAAGCGGCGCGAACUUGCGCAGCAGUCUUUGGCCCAGUGGCAGAUGCGCAAGCAACAGGAGCUGGAGCAGCGGCGCGACGCGGAGAUGCGCGCCGAGCAGGAGCAGCGCGUCCAUGAGCAGCUGCGCCGCCAGCUGUCGCAGCUGGCCUGGGAGCGCUGGCUCGCCCAGCUGGCGGUCAAGGCGCAAACCAAUCCCGGCCUCCAGACCGAGCUACACUGGCAGCAGCAGCAGCAGCAGCAGCAGCAGCAACAUCUGCAGCAGCAGAGCAAGUCGACGGCGGCCGCGGCGCUCAGGCAACGCAUACGCAGCGUCAGGCAGCAGCAGCAGCAGCAGCAGCAGCAGCAGCAGCAGCAGCAGCAGCAGCAGCUGGAGCAGCGCAAGCUGCAGGAGCAGCUCGCCUCCUUGUAUCUGCAUGUCCCCCUCUCGGCGGCGCAGCGCGCUCUGCGCCGGCGUCUCGACGCUAUCGAUUCGGUGCAUUUGCAGCGGCGGCGCAAGUGAUGCUACCUGCAAAGCUUUUACUUUUUUUAAUCCAAAAGCUUUGACUAUCCACCCCGUCCCCCGCGCACAAAAUACGUCCGUUCUCCCGUUUGUCCACCUGUUGACCGCCAUGUUGAACAGUUAAGUCAGCCAGCCUUAAGCACCAUGAAUACUUCACAAAUCAGACAAAGACAAUAAAAGAAAUUCAUAGUUUCAUUACAAAAA
This is a messenger RNA of Drosophila montana, 1599 nucleotides long. Its product is annotated as transcription factor SPT20 homolog. The transcript has 2 exons. The record is from RefSeq and is a predicted model, not a curated record. The coding region runs from base 1 to 1395 and encodes 464 amino acids. NCBI's taxonomy places the organism in Eukaryota, Metazoa, Arthropoda, Insecta, Diptera, Drosophilidae.